Clarias gariepinus (North African catfish) is the source of this 12785-nucleotide messenger RNA. RefSeq names its product RAB44, member RAS oncogene family (gene rab44). Gene Ontology annotation, cellular component: plasma membrane; endosome; trans-Golgi network transport vesicle. Gene Ontology annotation, biological process: regulation of exocytosis; cellular response to insulin stimulus; protein localization to plasma membrane. Gene Ontology annotation, molecular function: GTPase activity; GTP binding. The transcript has 10 exons. Bases 167 to 12559 code for a protein of 4130 amino acids. The record is from RefSeq and is a predicted model, not a curated record. NCBI's taxonomy places the organism in Eukaryota, Metazoa, Chordata, Actinopteri, Siluriformes, Clariidae.
CCAUGGUAGCAGCAAGGAGGAAGCUAUGCGUUGGGCAAUAAUUAGUAGAUGCAACACCACAAGAGCCUUUAACAACUACAACUACUUUGCACAUAGGACAUGUAGAAGUGAACUAUUUCCUGAUAAACAUCUACUGAAGACAUUUGGGGGCAAAGUGUGAAGAAUCAUGUCAAGCAGAAAGUCUAAAAAGAACCAGAAACUUGGCUCCUCUCGGCGUUACAAAAACCGUAACAAAGAUAUUGAUGAAAACGAAUAUGAUGAUGGAUUCCAAGAACCUGGAAAUGAAAAGCAUGACAGUGAAGAUAGUCAAUUUAGUACAGUUUCUAAAAACCAAGAAUCUAAUGAGCCCGCACAGUUUGAUUCCGAUCAGCCAGUUAUAGCCUCCACCAGCAAAACUCCUUCAGAACUUUCUCCUCACCCGCAGUCAUAUGAGUCCAAAAAUCUAACAGGACAAGCUGAAGUAACAAGUAAAAAAAGAAAAAUGGGAUCAACUCGCAAGAGCAACAGAGAGCUCAAAUUUGGAGGAAAUUAUGAGGAUGAACCAGAGCUUGGAGGACACCUAUGCGUAGAAGUUAUCAAAGAGCAAGGUGAGACUGUAGAAGUAUCCAUAAAAGAGGACAGUGGCAAAGAAGACCAAACAAGUCUAUCUGACUGUGCACCCAGUCAGUGCGCAGAACAUGAAAGCUCCAUCCUACAGGGGGAGGAUUUGGCCUGUGGCACAACCAUGCAUAAAGAAGAUGAUCACAAUAAUGAUGAACACCAACAUUUAGAAACAGCCAUACAAAGCAAACCUAUGGACAGCUCUUCUUCUGAACUUAACCAAUCCAAGGAGGAUGAAUUCGGUCAAGAUUUAAUACGUACUUCACUUGAUUUAAGUAUUUUCACACAAACAGAAUGUAAUUUGCCACUACAGGAAUCCGAUGAAUUUUUAAAAAUAUGUCAUCAAAUGGACACUUUCACCACAGACCACAAAAGCAGCAUAGAUACAACCACACCUUUUGAUGAAAACAGAGAAGAGGGACAGGAUGUUCAAAUGUCUCUAAAUAACCUAAUACACAAUGAUAAGCCUUCUAUGGUGGAGCAAAAUGUGCUCAAAACAAAAGAUGAUCAGUCCAGUUUAAAUUAUAGAAGAGAAGAUUUUACAAUAGACAGCUGUAGUGCUGAAGAAAAACAUGAAGUAACUGAAGUUCAAUCGGUUGCUUUAAUAGAUGAACAUAAGCAUGGGACUCAAGAUGACAAAGUGGCUACAGAUAUAUGGCCAAAUGUUAUUACCAAAGCAAGCACAGAGGAUGAGAACAAAGAUGAAGACCAUCUCAGGAAGAAUGAUGACUCUUUGAAUAUAACUAAGGAGAGCAGUUACAAGUCUAAAAGUAGAGAACUCAGAGAAGACACUGACGAAUAUAAUAAGGUAAGUGUUUUAAAGGAUAGAAUUGACAAUGAUUCAAAUAAAGGGGCUACAACCAAUCUAAACCAAGCACCGGAGCCAGAUAGUAACAUUAGCUCCCCCCUAAAAAUAGAAGAUCAAGAAGUAGAAACAUUGUCAGACCAAUUCCUUUCAAAUGAAUUCAAAAUCCAGGCUGAGACUGAAAUUAAAUAUUAUAAAGGAGAGCAGCAUAAUGUUUCUGAGGACAACACGAAAAUUAAGAAAUAUAAGCAGACAGGGAUAGAAAAAGAGGUGGAGAAUGAGGAUGUGCAAUCUACAACUUCCAGUCAGUUAUUUUCUAAAGUAAGUUCAACAAACAUGUCAGAUUUUAUCACAGAAUCAGAACUUAUUUCUGCUGAAAGACUGAAUGUGGAAACAGAAACCAGCUUCCAGACACACAACCUUGACCAUAAUAAUUCAGGGGAAUGUCCAAUUGAAUUAGAAUUGAAAAAUAGAGUGUGUUCUGAUCAGAUGUUUGACAAUGAAAUCAAAGGUGAAUCUCUAUUGUUAAACAUAGAAACUGAGGUUAUUAAAGAAAAUAAUAAUGACAUAAAUGAAGAAAUAAACACUGAUGCCACAGAAAGUCUUACUAAGGAGGACUUUAUAAGAGUGGACGAUGAAAAGACUGGCAUUUCCACAUUUAUGAAUGAACAUGAAAUGAUAUCAGUCAUCACAAAUAGACAAGAUUAUGCUUUUACAGAUCAGGCACCCAUGGAAGUCAAAGUGUAUGGACUUGAAAGUCCUGAUAAAGGAAGUGCCAUAGUUGUUCCUGAUCAGAAGGAAAAUAUGUCUGAAGAAUGUCUUGUAAAUCCAAUGAACAAAGAAUCAGAUGCAGAGCCAUUGGAAAACACAUUUUCAACUCUUACCGUAAACGAAGCAGGAAUGAGUCAGAAUGAUGCAGUGGCUGAAAAUGUGAAAUUAAGCCACUUUAAGAGAAAAGAGAUUGAUUCUACUCUAAGCAGUCUUAGUGGACUAAUCUCGGACAGUUUUAAAGCAAUUGAUGAAACCAUCCCCGUUCUAAGCUUAGAAGAAAUUACAUUUAUCUCAGAGGAUGCAACACUCAGUUUCCCUUCUGAAACAUGUCAUCAUCAGUCUUCAGUGUCAAUGAAUAUCUUGGAACCUGAAAAAAUACACGAAAAUAUGGUGAACCAAGAUGAAAAUGUAACUAAAGAUGUAGCUAAAAAUCAGAACACAAACACUUUACAAGAAUAUAUUAAAACACCUCUGCACAUCACAACAGAAGAUGUAAACACAGAUCAAGAACAUAAUAUACUUGACAGACAGGAUGAGGUAACAGUAAUGAUAAAAAAUAUUUGCAGAGGGGUGGAUACCACAUAUGUAUUAUCAGAUGUAGCUGAACAUCUGGUUGAUAUCGAGGUCCUUAAAAUGCAAAGAGGAACAGAUGUGGCUGAAAGUAUAGUACAAAAUGAAGAAGCAAAAUCAUUAGAUGAUCCUCAUCAAAAAAGUUAUUCAAAUUUUAAAUUAGGACAAUCCAAUCCAUCGGAGUGUACAGACAUUGUACGCUCAAUAAAUACUGAUAACCUCAUGGCUGAGCCUUUGGAUGCAGCUGAAGAUCAGAUUAAUACUGUUCUCUUAGAUGAGGUAAACAGUGUAGAAGGACUGAUUAAACUUCUAAAACGAAAUGAGCAACCAAUAGUCAAUGAGGAGAAAGAAGCUGAGUCAACACAAUUAAAUGAGCAAGAAAUGGGACCAAUCACAACAAAAAUACAGAAUGAUGAUUUCACAGAACAUGUGUCAUUAGCAGUCAAAAUGCAAGGCAAUGUGAGUCCUAAUGAUGAUGAAGUCAAUGCUUAUACUAUACAUGGCCCAGUGGAGCUCAUUCCUCAAACACACACCAUGUCAGAUAUGCAAAUGAACACAGAAAAUAUUCAAAUAAUUGGAUCUGAUCAGAACCAAAACCAAUCUGAAAAACAUCUAGAGAAUUUUACAAAGAGAGAUCCAGAUCUAGAUCCAUGUCAAAGCACUAGUGCUCAACAGUAUCUGCUUUGUAAAGUAUCCUCUAUAAAUACAGAUCUGGGUUCAUCUACUAUCGAAAAACCAUCCCCUGCAACAGAGCAUCCUGAUUUCAAAGGAGUUGAUAAAAAUGGUAUAGAAAAUCAAGGAAAUACAGAUGUCGAAAUAAGUAUGCAAAAAAAACGGAGGAAAGUCGGAUCAACACGAAGACUCCAAGGAAGACAUCAACAAACAAAAGAAUGCGAAGAACUGGAACAUACAGAAAAAAUUGUACAUCAAAUCAUAACUCAAGCUGCUACUUCAAUCCUGCUCACUGACCCACAGAAUACUAUUACUGAGAUUUCACCCACGUAUGACAUCCAUGACUCACCUAUGACAAUGGAACCAAAAGAAACAAUUAAAUCAAAAGUUCAAAGUGAGACUAAAGUGAUCGAUACACCACCUGCCAUAUUAAGAAACACUGUGGUCUUAAAUGAUGUAAGCAGCAUAGAAGGAUUGACGGAUAUUAAAGAGGAAAAUAAAACAACAGGAGUCAAUGAAGAGAAGGAUGCUGCAUCAGCAAUUUUAAAUAUGCAAGAAAUAGCACCAAUCAUCACAAAAUUACAGGACAAUGCUUUCAUAGAACAUGUGUCCCUACCAGUGCAUGGCAAUGAGAGUCCUGAUGAUGAACAUGCCAGUGAAGUCAAUAUUUAUACUACAUGUGGCCCAGUGGAGCUCAUUAGUCAAACACACACCAUGUCAGAUAGGCAAAUGAACACAGAAAAUAUUCACAUAGUUGGAUCUGAUCAGAACCAUAACAUAUCUUCAGGACAUCUAGAAAAUCUAACAAACAGAGAAUCAGAACCAGAGCCAUGUGACCAGACAAACACAUUUCAAGCAAUAAAAGAAAAAGAAAACACACAGGACCAAAACAUAGAGCAAAAACAUACCAACACUCGGGUUACUGAGGAAGAAAAUAAUGAUAGUGCUGGUCUUUCAGAAAAUGUUAUUAAAGAGGACUUUACGUCAAUAAGUGCACAACAAAAUGUGUUUUGUGAAAUAUCCUGUCUAACUACUGGUCUGAGAUCAAUCGAACGUCCAUCAUCUGCAGGAGAAAAUCCUGAUUUCAAGGAAGACAAUGUCAAUACUACAGAGAAUGUGGAAAAUGAAAAUGUAGAAAACAAUAUAAAAACUCAAAAUAAGAAAAAGAAGAAUUUUGGGUCAGAACGAAAACCCCAUGAAAGGCAACAACCAAAAACUGAAGGAGAGGACGGAGAAUGGAAAGAUCCAGAAAAUCCUGAUUUCAAGGAAGACAAUGUCAAUACCACAGAGGAUGUGGGAAAUACAUAUGCAGAAAUACAUAUGCAAACUCAAACUAAGAAAAAGAAGAAAUUUGGAUCAACACGGAGACCCCAUGGAAGGCAAGAACCACGUGCUGAAGGAGAGGUCGAAGAAUUCAAAGAUUCAGAAAACACAGAAGAAAUUGAACAUCAUAUCAUAACUCAAGGUGCUACUUCAAACCUGCACACUGAAUCACAGAAUAUCAGUGAGGUGUCAUGUGACAUCCCCGACUCAACUUUGCCAAUAGAACAAAAAGAAACGAUCGAAACAAAAUCUGAAAUUGGGACUGGAGUGAUCAAUACACCACCUGCCAUAUUAUUACCAGGAGCUGAGCUGAUAAACACUGUGGUCUUAAAUGAGGGAAGCAGUGUGAGUGGUGUCAGUAUGAAAGAGGAAGCUGAGUCAACACUUUUAAAUGAGCAAGAAAUGCUACCAAUCAUCACAACAAUACAGGAUCAUGCUUUCACAGAACAUGUGUCCCUACCAGUCAAACUGCAUGGCAAUGAAAAGGCUGAUGAUGAAUAUGCCAGGGAGGUUAGGACUUCUUCAACAUCUGGUCCAGUUAAACUCAUUCCUCAAACCCAUUCCAUGUCACACAUUCAAAUAAACACAGAAAAUAGUCAUGCAUUUGUAUCAGAUCAGAACCAAAACAUAUCUGAAGAACAUCUAGAGAAUUUAACAAACAGAGAAUCAGAACCAGAGCUAUGUGACCAGAAAAACAAAUUUGAAGAAAUACAAGAAAAAGAAAACAUAUGGGAGCAAAAUAUGGACCAAAAAGAUGCCAAAAUUAGGGUUAUUGAGGAAAAGAAUAAUGAUGCAAAGGAAAAAAUAAAUACUUGUCUUACAGAAAAUGUUUUCACAGAGGACAAUACACCAGUAAGUGCAAAACAAAAUGUGCUUUCUGAAGUAUCUUCUCUAACUACUGAUCUGGGUUUAACAACUAUUGAACAUCCAUCAUCUACAGAAGAAAAUCUUGAUUUCAAUGGAGACAAAGCCAAUACUACAGAAAAUGUGGACAAUGAAAAUGUAGAAAUACAUAUGCAAACUCAAUCUCAGAAAAAGAAGAAAUUUGGAUCAACACGGAGACCUCAUGGAAGGCAACAACCACAUGCUGAAGGAGAGGACGGAGAAUGGAAAGAUCCUGAAAACACAGAAACUGAACAUCAAGUCAGAACUCAAGCUGCUACCUCAAACCUGCUCACUGAAUCACAUAAUACUAUUAGUGAGGUGUCACUUGACAUCCAUGACUCAAAUUUGACAAUGGAACCAAAAGAAAAAACAAUUAAAUCAGAAGUUGAAAUCGAUACUGGAAAGACUGAUACACAACCUGCUAUAUUAUCACCUAAAGCUAAUCAGAUAAACACUGUGGUCUUAGAUGAUGUAAGCAGUAUAAAAGGAUUGACUGAUGUUAAUGAGCAAAAUGAAAAACCUGGAGACAAUGAAGAUGAGCAUGCCGAGUCAGCACUUUUAAAUGAGCAAGAAAUUACACCAAUGAUUACAGAAUUACAUGAUGAUGCGUUUGCAGCAGUGAAAGAGCAUGUCAGUGAGAGCCAUGAUGAUGAACAUGUCAGUGAAGUCAAUGCUUAUACUACAUGUGGUCCAGUGGAGCUCAUUCCUCAAACACAUUCCAUGUCAGACCUGCAAAUGAACACAGAAAAUAUUCAUGUAAUUGUAUCUGAUCAGACCCUAAACAUAUCUGAAGAACAUCUAGAGAAUCCAACAAACAGAGAAACAGAACCAGAGCAAUAUGAAAGCACAAGCCCAUUUGUUCAGACGCAGGAACCAAAAUCAUCACAGGUUGGUGUGAUAAAAGAGAAUGUGGAAUUUAGCAGUUCUGAGAAGAAACGGAAGAUGGGUUCAACACGUAGGAGUCUCAGAGGGCCAGGAAUUGAUCAGAAAAACAAAUUUCAAGAACUAAAAGAAAUAGAAAACCUACAGGAGCAAAACAUGAAGCAAAAAGAUACUAACACUGGUGUUACUCAGGGAGACAAUAUUGAUACAAUGGGAAAAAUAAAUGCUGAUUUUACAGAAAAUGUUAUCAAAGAGGACAUUACACCAGUGAGUGCACAACAAAAUGCACUUUCUGAAGUAUCCUCUCUAACCACUGAUUUGGGUUUUACUGCUAUCGAACAUGCAUCAUCUGCAGGAGAAAAUCCUGAUCUCAAAGAAGACAAUGUCAAUACUACAGAGAAUGUAGAGAAUAAAAAUGCAGAAAUACAUACCCAAACGCAAACUAAGAAAAAGAAGAAAUUUGGAUCAACACGGAGACCCCAUGGAAGACAACAACCAGAAACUGAAGGAGAGGACGGAGAAUGGAAAGAUCCAGAAAACACAGAAACUGAACAUCAAGUCAUAACUCAAGCUGUUUCUUCAAACAUGCUCACUGAUCCACAUAAUACUACUAGUGAGGUGUCACUUGACAACCAUGACUCAACUUUGACAAUGGAACCAAAAGAAACAAUUAAAUCAGAAGUUGAAAUUGGGACUUUAGUGAUCGAUACAUCACCUGCUAUAUUAUCACCUAAAGCUAAUCAGAUAAACACUGUGGUCUUAGAUGAUGUAAGCAGUGUAAAUGGAUUGACUGAUGUUAAUGAGCAAAAUGAAAAACCUGGAGACAAUGAAGAUGAGCAUGCCGAGUCAGCACUUUUAAAUGAGCAAGAAAUCACACCAAUGAUUACAGAAUUACAUGAUGAUGCAUUUGCAGCAGUGAAAGAGCAUGUCAGUGAGAGUCAUGAUGAUGAACAUGUCAGUGAAGUCAAUGCUUAUACUACAUGUGGUCCAGUGGAGCUCAUUCCUCAAACACAUUCCAUGUUAGACCUGCAAAUGAACACAGAAAAUAUUCAUGUAAUUGUACCUGAUCAGAACCUAAACAUAUCUGACGAAUAUCUGGAGAAUCCAACAAACAAAGAACCAGAGCAAUAUGAAAGCACAAGCCCAUUUGUUCAAGAGGACAAUACACCAGUAAGUGCACAACAAAAUGUGCUUUCUGAAGUAUCCUCUCUAACCACUGAUCUGGGUUAUACUACUUUUGAACAUCCAUCAUCUGUAAAAGAAAAUCCUGAUUACAAGGAAGAAAAUGUCAAUACUACAGAGAAUGUAGAGAAUAAAAAUGCAGAAAUACAUACCCAAACGCAAACUAAGAAAAAGAAGAAAUUUGGAUCAACACGGAGACCCCAUGGAAGACAACAACCAGAAACUGAAGGAGAGGACGGAGAAUGGAAAGAUCCAGAAAACACAGAAACUGAACAUCAAGUCAUAACUCAAGCUGUUUCUUUAAACAUGCUCACUGAUCCACAUAAUACUACUAGUGAGGUGUCACUUGACAACCAUGACUCAACUUUGACAAUGGAACCAAAAGAAACAAUUAAAUCAGAAGUUGAAAUUGGGACUUUAGUGAUCGAUACAUCACCUGCUAUAUUAUCACCUGAAGCUAAUCAGAUAAACACUGUGGUCUUAGAUGACGUAAGCAGUGUAGAAGGAUUGACUGAAAUUAAAGAGCAAAAUGAAAAACCUGAAGAUACAGAUGAGCAUGCUGAGUCAGCACUUUUAAAUGAGCAAGAAAUCACACCAAUGGUUUUGGAAUUACAUAAUGAUUCUUUUGCAGCAGUGAAAGAGCAUGUCAGUGAGAGUCAUGAUGAUGAACAUGUCAGUGAAGUCAAUGCUUAUACUACAUGUGGUCCAGUGGAGCUCAUUCCUCAAACACAUUCCAUGUCAGACCUGCAAAUGAACACAGAAAAUAUUCAUGUAAUUGUAUCUGAUCAGACCCUAAACAUAUCUGAAGAACAUCUAGAGAAUCCAACAAACAGAGAAACAGAACCAGAGCAAUGUGAAAGCACAAGCCCAUUUGUUCAGAUACAGGAACCAAAAUCAUCGCAGGUUGGUGUGAUAAAAGAGAAUGUGGAAUUUAGCAGUUCUGAGAAGAAACGGAAGAUGGGUUCAACACGUAGGAGUCUCAGAGGGCCAGGAAUUGAUCAGAAAAACAAAUUUCAAGAACUAAAAGAAAUAGAAAACCUACAGGAGCAAAACAUGGAGCAAAAAGAUACUAACACUGGUGUUACUCAGGGAGACAAUAAUGAUACAAAGGGAAAAACAAAUGCUGAUUUUACAGAAAAUGUUAUCAAAGAGGACAUUACACCAGUGAGUGCACAACAAAAUGCACUUUCUGAAGUAUCCUCUCUAACCACUGAUUUGGGUUUUACUGCUAUCGAACAUGCAUCAUCUGCAGGAGAAAAUCCUGAUCUCAAAGAAGACAAUGUCAAUACUACAGAGAAUGUAGAGAAUAAAAAUGCAGAAAUACAUACCCAAACGCAAACUAAGAAAAAGAAGAAAUUUGGAUCAACACGGAGACCCCAUGGAAGACAACAACCAGAAACUGAAGGAGAGGACGGAGAAUGGAAAGAUCCAGAAAACACAGAAACUGAACAUCAAGUCAUAACUCAAGCUGUUUCUUCAAACAUGCUCACUGAUCCACAUAAUACUACUAGUGAGGUGUCACUUGACAACCAUGACUCAACUUUGACAAUGGAACCAAAAGAAACAAUUAAAUCAGAAGUUGAAAUUGGGACUUUAGUGAUCGAUACAUCACCUGCUAUAUUAUCACCUGAAGCUGAUCAGAUAAACACUGUGGUCUUAGAUAAUGUAAGCAGUAUAAAAGGAUUGACUGAUGUUAAUGAGCAAAAUGAAAAACCUGGAGACAAUGAAGAUGAGCAUGCCGAGUCAGCACUUUUAAAUGAGCAAGAAAUCACACCAAUGAUUACAGAAUUACAUGAUGAUGCGUUUGCAGCAGUGAAAGAGCAUGUCAGUGAGAGCCAUGAUGAUGAACAUGUCAGUGAAGUCAAUGCUUAUACUACAUGUGGUCCAGUGGAGCUCAUUCCUCAAACACAUUCCAUGUCAGACCUGCAAAUGAACACAGAAAAUAUUCAUGUAAUUGUAUCUGAUCAGACCCUAAACAUAUCUGAAGAACAUCUAGAGAAUCCAACAAACAGAGAAACAGAACCAGAGCAAUAUGAAAGCACAAGCCCAUUUGUUCAGACGCAGGAACCAAAAUCAUCACAGGUUGGCCUAAUAAAAGAGAAUGUGAAAUUUAGCAGUUCUGAGAAGAAACGGAAGAUGGGUUCAACACGUAGGAGUCUCAGAGGGCCAGGAAUUGAUCAGAAAGAAAAAUUUCAAGAACUAAAAGAAAUAGAAAACCUACAGGAGCAAAACAUGGAGCAAAAAGAUACUAACACUGGUGUUACUCAGGGAGACAAUAAUGAUACAAAGAAAGAAAAAAAUGAUGGUCUUACACAAAAUGUUAUCAAAGAGGACAUUACACCAGUAACUGCACAACCAGAUGCACUUUCCGAAGUAUCCUCUCUAACCACCGAUUUGGGUUUUACUGCUAUCGAACAUGCAUCAUCUGCAGGAGAAAAUCCUGAUCUCAAGGAAGACAAUGUUAAUAUUACAGACAAUGUAGAGAAUAAAAAUGCAGAAAUACAUAUGCAAAGUCAAACUAAGAAAAAGAAGAAAUUUGGAUCAACACGGAGACCCCAGAGAAGACAACAACCACAUGCUGAAGUAGAGGACGGAGAAGAAAACGCAGAAGAAAUUAAACAUCAUAUCAUAACUCAAGCUGCUACUUCAAACCUGCUUACUGAAUCACAGAAUCCUACUAGUGAGGUGUCACUUGACAUCCAUGGCUCACCUUUAACAGUAGAACAAAAUGAAACAAUUAAAUCAGACGUUGAAAUUGGAAAUGGAAUAAUAAAUACACCACCUGCUAUAUUAUCACCUGAUGCUGAUCAGAUAAACACUGUGGUCUUAGAGAAUCUAACAAACAGAGAAUCAGAAUCAGAGCAAAAUGAAAGCUCAAGCCCAUUUGUUCAGAUGCAGGAAUCAAAAUCAUCUCAUGUUGAUGUGGUAAAAGAAAAUGUGAAAUUUAGCGGCUCUGAGAAGAGAAGGAAGAUGGGAUCAACUCGGAAGAGUCUCAGAGAGCAAAUCCCUGAAAGUGACAUGAAAAACAAAUUUCAAGAAAUAGAAGAAAAAGAAAACAUACAGGAACAAAACACGGACCAAAAAGACACCAACACUGAGAAUACUAAAGAAGAGAAUAAUGAUAAAAAGGAAGAAACAAAUGAUGGUCUUACUAAAAAUGUUUUCAAAGAGGACAUUCCAUCAGUAAAUGCCCAACAAUAUGUGCUUUGUGAAGUACCCUCUCUAACUACUGAUCUGGGUUCAACUACUAUCGAGCAUCCGUCAUCUGCAACAGAGAAUGAAAAUAGUAUAGACUAUGUAAAAAAUGAAAAAGCAGAAAUCCAGACGCAAAUUCAAGCUAAGAAAAAGAAAAAAUUUGGAUCAACGCGGAGAGCCCAGGGAAGACUCCAGCCACAUGAAACGGAAGGAAAAUUAAAUGACGUGGAAGAUACAGAAGAAAUGCACAACUCUGAUUUAAACUUUUGUGACACAAAGACAAGAAAACAAGAGUAUGAACCACCUAUUCACAAUAAACUAGAUCAGUCAGAAUGCUCACUUCUUAGUGAGAUCGAACUUUACCUAAAUAAAAGUUUUGAAAGUACUUUAAAUACUACAGGUCUUAAUCCCAAUAUAUCAGAAUUCUCAGAUCCGAUGUCUGAUGGGUCACUUCAGCUACCAUCAUCUCAAAGCUCUCAAAUUCACAUGGAACAGAGCUCCCCAUCAAGAAGGAGAAAAAUGGGGUCAAGUCGCAAGAUGACUAGAAACAGACAUGCAGAAAAAGUAUGCGAUGAGAGCAGAGAGUCUGAACAGGAAAAAGAGAAUUUGGACAAUAAUCCUAAGAGUGAGGAAACCGUCAUUGCCGAAGGCAUAGAAGAAAUGAAACAAUCUGUUAAACUCAUGCCUGAGGUCCAAGCUCUCUCUCAAUUAAAUGAACAUAGUACACAAGCCACAGAACCGCUUCCAGAAGUUAAACGAAAAUUUGGGUCCAGACGCAAAGUGAAGGGAAGCAGUCAUCUAGGUGCAUUUACAAAUGGUGAUAAUGAGAACAAAACAGAAGUGACUAAGGACAAAUUAGGGGUCUCUGAUCCAUUUUACAUGUCAGAACAAGAGAGUACACACAUCUCACACCCAGACUCUGAGCCAAGACCAGGGAUUGAAGAGGUUAAAGAAGCUGUUGGAAAAGAUACAAAUGCAUCUACCAAAGCUGGCCUGGUUUCUUUACAUACCAUUAGGAAAACCUCACCAGGAGUUGUAAACACUGGAGGAAGACCAAAAAUAGACUUCGACCAAUGGAAUGAGGAAAUUCCAGAUUUUGAACAAGCUGUAUACAACGUUGUGAUGGUAGGAAACAGCAAUGUGGGCAAGACAUCAUUUAUAAAACGUUUACAGAAUGGACAUUUCAUCCCAGAUUACAGUGCUACUAUUGGAGUUGACACCUUUGUUCAGACUGUUACAUUCGGUAGUAGAACAGUCAAACUGUACGUGUGGGACACAGCAGGUCAGGAGAGAUACCACAGCAUCACUAAGCAGGUCUUUCAUAAGGCCCAGGGGCUCCUGCUUAUGUAUGAUAUCACAUCAUCUCAGAGUUUCCAAGCUGUUCGUGCCUGGAUAUCCCAGAUUCAGGAAAACGCUCCCUCUGAUGUAAUCUUGAUGUUACUUGGCAACAAAAAUGACCGUACUGAUCGAAAAGUCCAGCUAAAGGAAGGAGAGGACCUGUCAAAAGAGUAUGACAUUGACUUUAUGGAGUGCAGUGCUGCAACUGGGGAGAAUGUGUUAGAAUCUCUGAAGACUCUAGCAUGGUUACUGGUGAAACAGAGAGUAAGAAAAGAAGAGGAACAUACAACAUUACAGCCGAAGCCACAAAAUAAGAAGAAGUCAGGUUGCUGUUAAAAACACCUUCACUGUACACACACACACACACACACACACAGCUUUUCCCCAUACACUUUAUUUAAUAUAUAUGUACAAAAUAUGUAAUAAUAUAGAGAAUAAUAUGGAAUGAUCAUUGCAAUUUUUAAAUAUUUUUAUUAUAUUCAACCAUUAUUAAUCUAUUUUUGGUAAACCAUGCACUAUUUAAUCUUUCCUUACAGUAUCUGUUUUGUGCUUUUUCAUGAAA